Molecule: messenger RNA, 723 nt
Organism: Capronia epimyces CBS 606.96
Lineage: Eukaryota; Fungi; Ascomycota; Eurotiomycetes; Chaetothyriales; Herpotrichiellaceae
Exons: 2
Coding region: 1-723 (240 amino acids)
Source: RefSeq, a predicted model, not a curated record
AUGGCUCCCUCUCGCCUUUCCAAAGUCCUUCAGGGCGUCACAGUGACAUCUCUCGCCUCGCUGGGCGGCUUUUUCGUGUGGACGAAACAUGCCCGAUUUACCCCGGAUAAUCAGUUCGGCCCGACAGCAGAGCCUCUUUUCCAGAGCAAAUGGUUCCUUAAAUUCAAUCCCAAUGCUAACCCUUCCACCCACGAUGAGUGUGUGAGACGCAUCCCACUCCAUAAGCUCCGGCCAGAGCUCGUUGAGGAUGCCCGACAUGGUGGGUCGAAGUUGGUCGAGGCAUUCAACCAGGGUGUCUGGGGAGGAUUCGGCUAUACAAUCCAACGUCUGUAUCUGGAGAGAAAAUACCGAAAUGACACGACAACCGCACAUCAGCUCUGGACGCCUGAACAAUUACAGACUUCGACAUACGACGUCGGUACCGAGAUAACAGACCAUUUCGUGGUGUUGGACAAAACUCCAACUUCGGUUCUGAUACGCUGCGGUGACUCUCCCUUGCACAAUCCAGACACAUCGCGGCCGAGUGAUGGCUUGUUUGAGUUGGAUGCAAAGGCCGAUUUCGACAAGGGCGUCGCCGAGUUCAGGCUCAAAAGCAUUUUCUACCAGGGUGAGGGUGAGGCACAGGACAAGACACACGGCCCGAUGCCUGAUACUAUACAAUGGCUGCACAAGCUGUACACCAAAUUAUGGAUGGAGAGUGCCAUGCGCCGUGUCACACAGUGA